CUCGCUUAAAGGCAGUGAUGACGAAUAUUUACACACACACGAAGAAAGACAAGACAGUUGUCUUUCAGUGAUUUUAUUUAUUUUGAACUUUUCAGUUACUGCUGAACUGUAAUGGUCUCUAAAAUUCCAUCUUUCCGUUGAAAUUGAGCGUAGUAGGGCACUGACAAAGUGUCGCUUGACCUAAUUUGGUUCACUUCAUUGCGUAAAUUCACAGGUGGGCCCCCGUCAUGUCAAGGUUUGAAAUUUUGUUUUCGUAAAAUUCUAACAUAACGAACGCCUAGUCCCACAUUUUGUGGCUGCUCUUUUCGUCGUUCUUCGAUAUCUUCAGCUUAAGUCAAUGCUUGGGAUGACCGUCAUGGCAGUAUCUAUCAAUGAAAUAUGCGAAAAUACAAAAUUGGCAAGAGAGAUGGCUCUAAUGGGGAACUAUGAAACUUCUGGGGUUUACUACCAAGGUGUUGUUCAGCAAAUGCACCGAUUACUUCAAACCAUUGCUGAUCCAACGCGGAAAGGAAAAUGGCAGCUGGUUCAACAACAGAUUGCACAUGAAUAUGAACAAGUAAAAACCUUAACCAACACAUUGCAAUUGUUUCGUUCUGACUCGCAUACCGACAGACCUCUUGCGUCUGUAAUACGAAGCCAGCCAUAUGAAGAACCCACAAGAGAUGCAGCAGUUUCUUGGUUCAAUUCAGGUCCAAAAGAUCCGGAUGUUUGGCCCCCUCCUCCAGAUAGGGAUCCUGAUGUGUGGCCCCCUCCAACACCUGUAGAACAUAAAAAUGCACCUCCCAUUAAGCCUUUAAGAGGUGGACCUCAACGAAAGGGUGCAGAAAGCAAGAGAGGUUCAGUUUCAAAUCAAUCUUCCAAAGGAGCUGUUGCUGGAAAGAAAACAAAUCCUCACGAUUCCAAACCUGUGAAAAGAGAUGGCAGACCUGUAACCGGACGUAAGGAUAGCAAGGUGCGCUCUGACACUAACAGCCCUCCUGAAGAGAAGACUGAAAAAGAUAAAAAUGAGGUUGAAGAAAAGAAAUUUGAUGGCUCUGGGCCAGACCAUGAGCUUGUGGAAUUACUUGAGAGGGACAUUGUUCAGAAGAAUCCUAAUAUUCAUUGGAAUGAUAUUGCUGAUCUCCAUGAGGCUAAGCGGUUGCUGGAAGAAGCUGUAGUCUUACCUAUGUGGAUGCCAGAUUUUUUCAAGGGUAUUCGAAGACCGUGGAAAGGUGUGCUCAUGGUUGGGCCACCUGGUACAGGAAAAACAAUGCUUGCGAAGGCAGUGGCUACAGAAUGUGGUACAACUUUCUUUAAUGUGUCAUCUUCUACUUUGUCAUCAAAAUAUCGAGGAGAGUCAGAAAAACUUGUGAGACUUUUAUUUGAAAUGGCAAGAUUUUAUGCUCCAAGUACCAUAUUUGUUGAUGAGAUUGACUCAUUGUGUUCUAGAAGAGGAUCAGAAAGUGAGCAUGAAGCGUCAAGGCGAGUUAAAUCAGAACUUCUUGUGCAAAUGGAUGGGAUUAGUUCAAACAGUGAAGACCCUAGUAAAGUGGUUAUGGUCCUAGCUGCAACUAAUUUCCCAUGGGACAUUGAUGAAGCUCUACGGAGACGACUGGAGAAACGAAUAUACAUUCCCUUGCCUACUACUGAAGGAAGAGAAGCCCUUCUAAAAAUCAAUUUGAAGGAAGUUAAGUUGGACCCAGAUGUUAACUUAGGUGAUAUAUCAAGAAAGCUAGAGGGGUACUCCGGAGCUGAUAUUACAAAUGUUUGCAGAGAUGCUUCUAUGAUGUCAAUGCGGCGAAAGAUAGCAGGGUUGCGACCAGAACAAAUUCGAACACUUGCCAAGGAGGAACUUGAUCUCCCUGUGACUUUCCAAGAUUUUGAAGAAGCCAUAUCUAAAUGUAAUAAAAGUGUGUCUCAAGAUGACUUGGACAAGUAUGAAAAGUGGAUGAGUGAAUUUGGAUCAAGCUGAUAGGUGUUCAGUUAGUGAUAUGAAAAUCAUUUGGGCUUUAAUUUAGUACCAAUGAUUCAGGGUGGCUCUUUAAUUUUAGGUUGACAAAUCACAAUGUUAUUCUUUUAGUCUGUUAAGCACGGAGGAUUUUCCUCUGUGUGAAACUAAUGUGAUUGGGAUUGAUUUCUUAUCCUUGUAAUAAUUCUUCUUUUAGAAUUAUCGAAACACAGUACUUAAGAAUGUAUUUGUUACAUGUAAUACUAAUGAGUUAAUUUUUGUUGCAUUGUUAGGUGUUGUUACGAGUCUUUGUUUGAAUGUACUUAAUUUAUUUUUAAAAGAAACUUUAACAAAUUAAUUCCAGUAUCACAAACUGGAUUGAUUUUGGUCAUCAAAGAUUGAUCUAUAUUUUUUUGAGUUUUGGCAAUGAAAACUUUUUACUCAGUUGCUCAGAGUCUUUACUGGUAUUAUCAAUUUUUUUUUUUAAUGGUCGGGUGCUCAAAGUCAUUCCAGUUUGCAAUCUCAGCAUGCAUUUAGCAGUUAUCAACGCUGGAUUUGAAAGACUGUUGUAAACCACAUGUGUUAGGUAGACAUAUAAGAUAUUCAAAAUAGCUGGUUAUCUAUGAGGGGCACAAUGUUCAGGUUCAGACAUAUUCAGAUUUUCUUUGAAAUUUAUGUUGCAAUGUUAAUUUAUUGAUCUAUUUAACUUAUUUUGUGUAGAAGAGAUUUCUUCUUUUAAUUUCUGAUAGUACAGCUCACAAAAAUACUAAGAUUUUCUGUCUAGAUAUUUUUUGAAUGCUCGUUAAUUAAUUUGUGAAUGGUCUUAUUGACAACUAACUGAGAAUUUGAAAAAAUAUUCAAUUGGAAUGUUGUGUUGAAGUUGACAGGGUUUACUCUUCUAUCUUAACAAUUUCUUAAAAUAGUUUUCUGAAAUUGAGAAAUGAAGACUUAGUUCUUAAUUUUGAAACACAUUUUUUUAUGACUCAAUUGACUUGUUUGUAGUGGUGGCAAAGUUGGGUAGCUUGAGAUUGGGUGCCUAUUUGUUUUGUAAAAAGAUAAAAAGCCUCUUGAUGGAAAAGAUCUAAUAAAUUCUUGUUCCCAUUA
Molecule: messenger RNA, 3031 nt
Organism: Frankliniella occidentalis (western flower thrips)
Lineage: Eukaryota; Metazoa; Arthropoda; Insecta; Thysanoptera; Thripidae
Gene: Kat60
Product: katanin p60 ATPase-containing subunit A-like 1
Exons: 12
Coding region: 338-1951 (537 amino acids)
Biological process (GO): microtubule severing
Cellular component (GO): microtubule cytoskeleton
Molecular function (GO): microtubule binding; ATP binding; microtubule severing ATPase activity
Source: RefSeq, a predicted model, not a curated record